UGCUUCAUGAGAAUUAAACAUAAGGUGGCUGGUAUAGGUUGUAUAUAUAUAUAUAUGUCUGAAGCAAGUUCUUAUUGGACAAACUCCGCUUCAGCAGCAGAUCUCCAAAAACUGAAUACCAUGAAAAUCGUACUUUUCCUCUUGGUUAUUGUGCCUUUGGUACUGUGUGCCAGUAUUCAUGAUGAAGUUGCCAUAAAUAAGAGAAUCGUAGUUACUGACAUUGUUGCUCUUCUAAAGGCAACAGAUUUAUCUGAUGGUUGUAUGGCAACUUGUAAAACAAGCGUUGGUAGUUACUGGAGCUUUUUGUGCGAAGAUGCAUGCAAUGUUAUGCAAUACAUUGGUUGAAAAACGCUUUUCACUUAUAAAAAGAAUGUAAUUCUUUGAGAUGAAUAAAGAAAUUGAAAAUAUAAA
Molecule: messenger RNA, 411 nt
Organism: Octopus bimaculoides (California two-spot octopus)
Lineage: Eukaryota; Metazoa; Mollusca; Cephalopoda; Octopoda; Octopodidae
Source: RefSeq, a predicted model, not a curated record